Messenger RNA from Microbotryum saponariae, 4590 nucleotides. Lineage: Eukaryota; Fungi; Basidiomycota; Microbotryomycetes; Microbotryales; Microbotryaceae. The record is from the annotation of a GenBank genome assembly.
AUGGACACGUCGUCAACCCUCGCGACGAGCGCCACCCCGACAAUUCCCGCCGAACAGCUUGCCGCACUUACAUCGCUGCUGUCGGGACUCACCGCUGCCGCUUCCGGCACUACCGCACCCGCCACGACAUCCGGCUCCAAUCGCAAUGCCUUCCCGAAGCAUGCGCGGUUGGACGGGCCGAAGACGUUCGCGAACUGGACACGCCAGCUUCGCCUGUGCCUAGCGGACGACAUCCGCUCCUACGUCCUCGACGGAAUCACCCCCGACGAUUGGACGCCUUCGCAACGCUCCGCCCGCGACGUCGUGGCACGCGAGAUCCUUGCAAACUCAAUCGACUCGGCCGAAGUCUCGGCAGUCCUCGACAAGAUCCCUACGGCCGACCUCACAGCGCCCAAGAUUUACUCGACGCUGAAAUCGCGAUACGCCCCUGAUGACGCCACUCGCACGCUCGAGCUCUUCUCGCGACUCUGGGGCUUCCGACCCAUGCCCGGAACGGUUGGCGAAUUUGACAGUUGGAUCAUGGACUUCAAGUCGGUCGCGCAAGAGAUCAUCGAUACGAAAACGACGAUCAACGACGUCCUUGCCACACUCCUCCUCGCGAUCGCCCACCCGUCACUCGAGAGCUUCAAGGCAACGUUCACCGACGAACAACGCACGCAACGAACUCUCCCUGACAUCGAUUCAGUGGCCGACCGUAUGCGAGUUCAACUCCGGUCAACGAACCUCUCCAACGAUCAAUCGGCCCUCCUUGCCUCGUCGUCGCCACGUUCUACCCGUACCAAGUGCCUCGCCUGUCGCAGCUCUUCUCACCGCGUCGCACAAUGCCCUACAAGGGCCCAGCAUCCACCGCCAGGCCCGUGUCGCUCCUGCAAGAAGAAGGACCACUGGUCUUUCGACUGCAAAAAGGCUCUUGAGGACGGGAAAACGCCCGACACCUCUGAUGCGCAACACCAUGUCGGAUGUCUCGCCACCGGUCUUCUCGCACAUCGUCGUCAGCUUCGCAACAACUCCUUCGUCGUCGACUCGGGUGCCACUUCGCACAUGGUCUCGGACAAGUCGCUGUUCACGGCCUAUCGCCACAUCGCUCCUACGAAGAUUGGUGGUAUUGCAGGGGGCAUCAACGCCGUCGGAACGGGAAACAUCGCCUUUGUUGCCGCCUCCGGUCACCCGAUCACGCUUACCGGCGUGCUGCACACCCCGGGCCUGUCUGUCAACCUCCUCUCGGUCUCUCGACUUUGCGACACCGACGAUGUCCGUGUCGCCUUCACGAAGCACGGCAUCCAUAUCGACAAGAACGGCAAUGCUAUCGCUGAAGGCGCAAGACUCGAGGAAGGGCUCUACUUGCUGGACGCUGAUCAUUCCAAAUGUCAGCAUCUCGCUCUCCUCUCUCGCUCACAGUCUUCCGUGCCCCUGCUGACCCUUCACCGCUGCCUCGGCCAUCUCGCACCGUCGUCCAUACAGAAGAUGGUUGCCGCUGGUUUGCUGGAAGGUCUCGGGGCCGGAUAUAGUGACGAAGAGGUAGAGAAGUUUGUCUGCAAUGCUUGCCUCAGUGCAAAGGGCCAUCGUCUUCCUUUUCCCGAUUCGGACUCGCACUCCUCAGAGAGACUCGGCCUCGUACACAGCGAUGUGCUUUCCUUUCCCGAGUCGUCCUUGACUGGCAAGCGUUACCUGGUCACGUUUCUUGACGACUUCUCGCGCAAACUGUGGGCAUACGCGAUCGGACACAAAAGCGAAGUCUUUGGCGUGUUCAAGACAUGGCUUGCCGAGGUCGAACUCGAGACGGGUGCAAAACUGAAGGUCCUCCGAACCGACAAUGGUGGCGAAUACUGUUCGAGAGCGUUCACGGAAUUCUGUAAGGCACGCGGCACACGUCGACAAUACUCUAUCCCUCGAACGCCUCAACAGAACGGUCGUGCCGAACGAGUCAAUCGUUCUAUCGUCGAAGGUGUCCUUGCCCUCCUUGCAGACGCCCACUUACCCAAAUCAUUCUGGGAGGAGGCAGCAGCUUAUUUCGUCUACUGCAAGAACCUGUGCGAACACUCGGCCCUGGACAAGGCAACACCGAACUUCGCCUGGCAGGGCGACCGCACCAACGCCUCGGCGCUUCACCCGUUCGGCUGCACGGCUUGGCUCACAGUCGCGCCUGAACUUCGCUCGAAACUCGACCCGAAAGCGGUUCGCGUUCUCUUCACCGGCUAUGACCUGGCUUCUAAAGCCUUCCGUUUCUACGACACGACGACCAAGAAGAUCAGUUUGGGCAGAAAUGCCAGGUUCCUCGACAACGAAUUUCCCGGGUUACGUAGCGACUCCACCGAGCAAGACGCCGACACGCACUUCGCCAGCGCUUGCCCGACCACCGAAUCCCAAGCCGUUGUCAAGACAUGGACCCCACUAGUAAGGUCGGCGCACAUGGACGUCUCAUCCUCUCUUGAUGACUCUGCCAUGAGCGCCGUUGACGUGGCCCCAGGGUACACUGGCGGAACCUUACUUAAUUCCACAGAUGCCGAAUCGUCCUCGUCACCGUCUCCUGAGCCGUCCUCGUCACCGUCGCCCGCAACCCCCUUGUCACCGUCGCCUGCGCUGUCACCGUCGUUGGCUGCGUCAUCGUCACCCUCGGCCUUACCGACCGACUCUGACUACUCCGCCGACCCUCUGGACCUCAUCGGCUCACAGACCCCGACUCGCCUCGGCCCACCGGACGUGCACCGCCCAGACUUCAGCACGUACCGUGAGCCCGCAUCGGCUGAGGAGUCGCCCGACGAACUCGACAUCAUUGGGCGCCACUCGCGCGAUGAAUCGCCGGACGAAAUCGAUUUCCUCACCCAACACCACCGCGCCUUCAUCGCCACCGACGACGACAACUCUGACACAGAAGCCAUUCAACCAGUCAAGUCCAUCACCAGCGACCCACAGACAUGGCGCGAGGCAAUGUCGAGUGACAAGCGCGAAGUGUGGGCCAAGGCCGCUACCGACGAGUUCAAUUCCAUGCGCGACGACUUCAAGGUCUUCACCAUCGAGGACCGAUCCACGGUACCAGCGGGUGCGACCAUCGUCACAUCCAAGUUCGUCUGGAAAACGAAACGGAAUGCACUCGGCGAAGUCACCGGCCACAAGGCACGGCUCGUGGCGCAGGGAAAUCGGCAACGCGACGGCAUCGACUUCAACGAAACCUUCGCACCAGUCGCACGCUUCUCCUCGAUACGCUCACUCCUCGCGCUGGCGGCCGCCAACGGCUUGCACGUGCACCAGGCGGACAUCGACAAAGCCUAUCUGCAUGGCGACCUUGACCAUGACAUCUGGAUGACGACACCGCGCGGCUUCGACCUUCCCACCGACAAGGUGCUUCGUCUGCGACGCUCCAUCUACGGACUCAAACAGGCUGGCCGAAUCUGGAAUCGACACAUCGACGCAUCGCUUCGAGAUCUCGGCUAUACGGCGACGGGCACCGACCACUGCGUGUACUCUCGGAUCGACGAUCGGCGACGCCCACACUACAUCGCGCUGUACGUCGACGACCUCCUGAUGAUCAGCCCCGACUUGGCCGAAAUUGAACGUGUCAUCUCGGGCCUCGAACAACGCUACGGCGUCAAGCGCCUCGGCCCGGCAGAGUACAUCCUCGGCAUCCAGAUCAGGCGACUCGAAGACGGUUCUAUUGCCCUGUCCCAGGAACGGUACAUCAUGGACGUGCUUGCUCGGUUCCACUUCGACACCACGACUCGCGGCACUACAGUCCCGAUGACCCCCGGCCUUUCGCUCACCGCCAUCCCGGGUCAAGGCACCGAACGGAUCAGGUCAUGGUAUCUGCAGGCUAUCGGCUCGCUCCUCUACAUUUCGCUCGGCACCCGCCCCGACAUCGCCUUCGCCGUGUCCUACCUGGCCCGCUUCGCCAACAACCCUGGACGUCGUCACUGGAUCGCGGUCAAGCACAUCCUCCGCUAUCUCCGGGCCACAUAUCGCGACGAACUGGUUUAUGCUUGCGGCGAGACACGCAUCACGGGCGUGGUUGGCUACUCCGACGCGAACUGGGGGGCCUGCGUCGAUACGUCGGUGUCCACUAUGGGCUACGUCUUCUACAUUGCCGGAUCCGCCGUGUCUUGGUCGUCCAAGCGUCAAUCUCGAGUUGCCGAUUCUACCACCGACGCUGAAUACCUCGCCCUCUCGCAUGCUGGCAAGGAAGGGAUCUACCUCAGUCAGCUGCUCGAGGAGCUCCAUGUCCAACCUGUUGCACCGGCUCACAUUUUUACUGACAAUGAAGCCGCUGCCGCAGUUGCCCACGACCCUGUCCGCGUCUCCGGCACUCGACACAUACGCUUGCGCGAGCACUUUGUUCGGGACAUGGUGAAUCGGGGCGAUAUCUCACUCUCGCAUGUGGGAACCAGCAACAUGGUGGCCGACAUCUUCACAAAGGCUCUUGGCCCAAAGAUUUUCUCGACACACUGCUACGCACUAGGCCUUCGCACUCGACACCCACGGCUUGGAUCUGCCUCGCAUUCGCGUGGGGGGGGGUGUGAAGAGUCCACUCUCAGCUCGACAGGGGCGCCUCGGUCGUUGCGCGCGCCUGCUAGCCUGGCCCCUGUGGUGGGGACUUAG